Molecule: messenger RNA, 420 nt
Organism: Symbiodinium sp. CCMP2456
Lineage: Eukaryota; Dinophyceae; Suessiales; Symbiodiniaceae
Source: the annotation of a GenBank genome assembly
GCCGUCGCGAGCGCGAAGCCUCCUUCGAAGCAUUCCUUCUUCGUCAAGGAGGAUGUGGUAAAGAGUGCACUACAAGUACGAGACAAGGUUUUGGUGGAAUGUGAAGAGCCGUCAUCUAUGGCAGAUUAUGAUUCUUGGAAGCAUGUGGUGGACGAGUACGACGUGCAAGCGCUGGACGACGGCAAAAGCCUGCCAGUGAAUCGCACGGCUGAUCAACACAUUGCGAUGCAGACUCGGAAUGCCUUGCAAUAUUUGACGGAAGACCCUGACAUGCUGAAACGCCUCGUAAAGAAGCACCGGAUGGCAAAUGACGACAUCUCUGCCUGUGUUAGCCGCAGCAUGACGAGUUCCGGGGCAGAAGCCUGUGACACGACUCCAUCGGCUGCUGUGAAAGGGCAGAGCACCAUCGUCUCGACCUAG